This is a messenger RNA of Manihot esculenta (cassava), 1732 nucleotides long. RefSeq names its product homologous recombination OB-fold protein. NCBI's taxonomy places the organism in Eukaryota, Viridiplantae, Streptophyta, Magnoliopsida, Malpighiales, Euphorbiaceae. The transcript has 7 exons. Bases 167 to 1480 code for a protein of 437 amino acids. The record is from RefSeq and is a predicted model, not a curated record. Gene Ontology annotation, biological process: recombinational repair.
CAAGUAACAAGAGAGGAAUAAAAAGUUCCUUCCAUUCUCUCCACUUUCUCUCCUCUCCAUUUAUUUUAUUUUUGCCAAACAAGGUACAGAAAAACAAAGUUAAGAGGUUCCUAAUCCUUCCCGCGCUUUCUCAAAUCCCUCACUGCUUGCACUGAGCCUCACCAAAAUGGACCAACCAUGGGAAGAAGCUCUAGACCUAGACGAUUCAGAUCUCCCUUCCCUCCGCCCUCUCAAACGCCGUAACCACCAAACCACGGCCUCCGCUGCCGCCGAACCCACUGUCUCUCAACCGUUUCUCCAGCGCUGCUCUAUUUCUCAAUCCUCUCAAACUCUAUCCUCCCAAAACCUCCAAAAUCUCGUCUCUCAAUUCCAUCUCCCCCCUAGCUCCUCUCCACGCCUCAUCCCUGGUCCUGCAGGAAACGUUCAAUCCGCCAUGCUCCGCCGUCGGAAGAAUCAAAAUGGGGAAAAUUUAGCUGCCGAUUUUUGUGAAGAACCAAUACCUACACAGGAGUACAUUAGGAAGGUUAUGGAAGAUGGCGUUGCUGAAGAUGAUGAUGAUUUCACUGGAGACCCCUGGCUCUGUGCCGUGGAUUUUAUUCGCCGCCAAGGCUUGGCAGAUGAGGAUGGUGCAAUUGGGAUUCCUUUGAGUGUGAUAAAGAGCAGAAUUAAAAGCAUAGAUAAAGUGGCUCAGGUUGUUGCCAUUGUUAAAUCUUGCACUCCAAAUGGACUUGGUGAUGCGAUGGUGACCUUAAAGGAUCCAACAGGUACAAUUGAUGGUACCAUUCAUAGCAGAGUUCUCAAUGAUGGGGCAUUUGGGAAGGACAUGUCUAUUGGAGCCGCGAUAAUACUCCAAAAGGUAGCAGUUUUUGCCCCUUCACGCUCUGCCUAUUACCUCAACAUUACACUUAGCAACAUGGUUAAGGUCAUCUCCAAGGAUUGCAAACUUUCAGUAACGCAAGACUGUUCUGCACCUGUAAUCAAACAUGCUGGUCCAGUGUUUGAACACAAUGAAAAAUCAUGGAUGCCACAAAUGCCAUUCUCUUUAUCACAAGGGCGGACUGAUGGAAUCAUGAAUAGUCUCAGACAAAAUGCUAAUAAGGGAGGGAGUUCGCAUAAUGAUCAACAAUCGGAAUGCAAAGAGGGGACAUGGGGCAGAUGCUCCGAUGAUGGAAACAAGGAAAACCAAAACGUAGAUGCUGGUACCGAACUUUUCUUGGUCAAUCAAAAUGUGGCUAAUGAAGCAAUAGAAGUAGCUAACGAAAUGAAGGACAAGGAAAUAAAGCAUUCAACUCGGGCUGGCAGAACCAAUAAAUUGGAAGGUGCCCAAUGUGGAAGUACUGCAGAAGGUUUAAUUGAUGCGUUUAACAAGCAAGAAACUGGGAAUGUUAAUAGAACUAAUCGGAGAAAGCCACCAACUUGGAGGAAUUCACCCCCUCAGUGGACAGAUGAACAGCUGGAUCAGCUUUUUGAAAUGGAUUGAUUACGUCUUAUGCUGAUUGGCUAUUUGUUUGCUCCGUCCUCAGUCCUCAGAAGCAGCAGGUGAAAUCUCUUUAAAGUAUAAAGUUGUACAGGCACUCUUUUUUCCCAUUUUAUACAAAAUUCUUGACCGUUCUGUAGAAUUUCCAAAUUCUAUUUACUCUGGUCCUGUGCAUGGAAACCUCUGUGGGUUCAUCAAUUUAACUUUCCUUUAUGUUAUAUAUAUAAAAAAGAGCCAAAAACAUAUUUGCACUGC